Molecule: messenger RNA, 2701 nt
Organism: Maylandia zebra (zebra mbuna)
Lineage: Eukaryota; Metazoa; Chordata; Actinopteri; Cichliformes; Cichlidae
Gene: col10a1b
Product: collagen, type X, alpha 1b
Biological process (GO): glomerular basement membrane development
Molecular function (GO): extracellular matrix structural constituent conferring tensile strength; protein binding
Source: RefSeq, a predicted model, not a curated record
GCCCAGUGCCCUGGGAAGCAGCAGCAGCCGCUCAGUCAAGAGAGACUCCACAACUAAGGAUAUACGAGCACCACGCCGGGACAGCAGCCUCCCAAGUUCCCCACUGUUUCUCCAGAGGCCUAAACCUUCCCGGUUUAGCGUCACAAGAUGGACCUGAGGGUAACAAGCCUCCUCCUCGUCCUCCUAGCAUUAGCUGAGGCAACGCCUGAGAGGUAUUAUCAUGUCCCAAAAGUGAGCAAGACUCCCUACCCUGUCAAGAGUCAUGCUGUUGAAGGCCAGCCAGGCCCUCAAGGUCCUCCAGGUGAGCCAGGACCAAUGGGACCUCCUGGACCUCCUGGAAAGAGUGGUGUGGGACACACUGGACCACAAGGCCCACCUGGACCACCCGGACCACCUGGUUUCACUCAAGCAGGUAAACCUGGUGUCUCAGGUAGCCCUGGAAAACCAGGCGCCCCUGGAAAGCCUGGAGAAAGAGGUCAGCCUGGCGCAACUGGACCAAUGGGUCACAGAGGUGCACCUGGUACCCCUGGAUCUCCUGGACCUGCUGGACUUUCUUCUGUUGGAAAACCUGGACCAGCUGGGAUCUCUGGAGCAAUGGGUCCAAGAGGAGAGCCUGGUUUAAAGGGACAUCCUGGAAUUCCUGGUCUUCAUGGACCCAAAGGAGAGAGAGGCAUUGGAGUUCCUGGCGUUCAAGGACCAGCAGGGCCUGUUGGGCCAAUGGGCCCAUCUGGAAUGCCUGGAAAACCUGGAAUUGGUAAACCUGGUGCCACCGGUUAUCCUGGAGAACCUGGCAAGCCUGGUGAGCCUGGAAGAGAUGGUUCACCUGGACCAAUGGGUGUGCAAGGGCCAAAGGGUCAUACUGGGCAACCAGGCACAGGAGCACCAGGAAAACCCGGUCAGAAUGGCACCCCAGGUAUGCCUGGACCAAUGGGAGUAAAAGGUCCACAGGGUCCUGCUGGUCAACCAGGCUCACCUGGCAUGCCAGGUGUUGGCAAAACAGGUGAACCUGGAAUUCCAGGUAGCAGAGGAGCCCCCGGUAGUCCAGGAACUACUGGUCAAAAAGGAGAGCCAGGCCCAACUGGAUUUACCGGUCAGCCAGGUGCUACUGGUCCCAUGGGUCCAGCUGGCCCACAGGGUGCAAGAGGAUUUCAGGGUGAGACAGGCCCAGUUGGGCCCAAAGGUGACAUUGGCAUGGUAGGUGCACCGGGCCCAAGAGGAACCAAAGGAGAACAGGGAGCUCCAGGUUUCACUGGAAAACCAGGUACCCCUGGAGCAGUAGGUCCAUCGGGAAUCCCAGGUCAUAAUGGUGCUCAAGGUCCAAAGGGUUCACAAGGCCAUCAAGGUGCCCCAGGACUCCCAGGUAUUAAUGGUGCCCAAGGGCCAAAGGGACACACUGGCGCCCCAGGAGCACCAGGUAAAAGCGGUGAGUCUGGACUGCCUGGACCAAUGGGACCCGUUGGACCUCCUGGUCCUUCAGGUCCCACUGGAUUCAAGGGUCAUCCAGGUCUUCCAGGUCCACCUGGCCCAGCUGGCUUGACAGCUAAGGGAAUUCCUGGUCCCCAUGGUCCUCCUGGAAUUCCUGGUUCCAGAGGUCAUGAUGGUCUCCCAGGUCCUGCUGGUCCUCCUGGACCACCUGGUCCACCAGGAGAAAUGGUCUACCACCAUGAGAAGAGCAUGCCAAUCAAAUCUCAUGAGGUUGUGAUGCCUCAGAUGAUUAAGGCUCCUAUGUCCGCUUUUAGUGCUGUGCUAACCACGGCCUACCCCCCAGCGGUAACCCCUAUUCAGUUUAACCAGAUUCUGUACAAUGGCGAGAACCAUUAUGACCCUCACAGUGGCGUGUUCACCUGCCAGGUCCCAGGCCUCUACUAUUUCAGCUAUCACUUUCAUGUCAAUGGUGCCAAUGCUUUGGUGGCCCUCUACAGAAAUGAGGAGCCAGUUCUUUUCACCUAUGAUGAGUACAACAAGGGCUUCCUGGAUGAGAUGGCAGGCAGUGCUGUUCUCCAGCUGUAUACAGGUGACAGAGUCUAUAUUCAGGUCCCUGAUGAGGAGAGUAAUGGCAUAUUUGCUGCCGAUAAUGUUCACUGCGGUUUCUCUGGGUUCUUGAUUGCCUCAACGUGAUUUCACAAAUCCAAAUAAACCUCAAAACCUUAUAAAACAUUUAAAUACUCAGAGAAAAAUAUCACUUUACAAAGUUCAGAAUUUGGAUUGCAGAUUAAAGAAAAAUGUGGUUACAAGUUUUAAAGGUUUAACCGCCUCAUUAAAUGUCUUCAAUUUGCUAAGAAGUUGUUCAGAAAUUUAUUGCAGAUUAAAAAUGAUCACUUUCCCCAGUUUACUUUGUGUGUGCCUUUGGAAUUUUAAAAUCCAUGAAACAUAACAACAUAAGAUACAUGAUACUUUAAGUGGUGCUCUACAACUGCCUGUAACAUUUACAGCAUGUCUUUUACUUGUGUUUGUUUUAUUAAUGUCUGUUGUUUAAGAAUUUUCCUGUAAUAUACAUAUAAAAAGACAUACAAGAAGGCAAACGUGUACUAUAUGUCAUUAGAGAUCAGCACAUUCUCACAAGCACUGUGAUCAGGAAAGGAACGUAAGAUAAAAAAAAUUCAAACCAUUUUUUCUAAACAACUAUGUCUCCUUGGAUGUGUUAAGUUAUGUACCACUCACUGACCAAACAUGGAAUAAAAGUUCUUAUUUGAAAACGAAA